AUGGCACCAAGUCAUCGAAUAUUCGCUCUCCUUUUCCUCUUGCUCGGGAUUCUUGUCUUCCCCUCUGCAGCUGAUCAGACCAAAGAAAAAGCAUAUGUCUAUGGCACUGGCACAGAUGGAGAAACACGACAGCUGGCUGUCGACCGCAGGCCGGCACUCUAUACCGGUGAUUUUGGAGAUUGCUUAGAUGGCGGGAGUCUGUUCAACGUCACAAAGUUUGAUGGCGCCUAUUUUGCUGAUAACAUGACCAUUGUCCUCCAUCUCGACGCGACAAGCAAUAUCAGAAACGAAUCAACCAUGAUGUAUAUCUCCGUUGAUGCAUAUGGCGAAAACAGACUCUCUAUGACCUUCAACCCAUGCCACGCCAUGAUCAGCAGUCUCUGUCCCCUCGUUGCCACCAAACCGGUAGGCGCCUAUGUCAUGAUUCCCGUCGCGCCUCGAGACGCCAUCUUCUUUUCAGGCGCCCUCUCGCUAGACUGGCCCUCGGUUCUGACGGCCUGGUGGAGCAACUUUGCCUGGUCCGCUGGCAUGAUCUACACCACGAAAUUCGUCAGCUCGGUCGAUUCGUUUGUGGGAUAUAAUGGCAACUCUAGUCAGAUUGGAGGCGCUGGCCCCGCGCUCCUCAAUACUAAAGGCGGCUUGAUAUCACAAAUCUACGGAAAGGCCGCUGAGAAGACAGCAGAGACGAUCGCGAAGAGGCAUGCAUAUAACGCUAGCAACCCUUACGACUAUAACUGGGCCGGAGACCCUGUCAGCCUUGGCUUGCCUAUUCCAGGCUCCUGGUUUGGAUUCUCUGGAACGCUGUCCAUGGUUAAAAUCCCCGCCGCCGACGCCGUUCUUGUUGGGCUCACCUGGAUCAUGAUCGCGAUCGUCUUGGCGGGCGUUGCCGUCGUGACCCUCAAGGGGUUUCUCGAGCUUUUGGCGCUGACCAAGAUGAUGAAUACGGACAGCCUGCCUCAUUUUCGCAGCAACUGGAUCGGCUUUACGGUUAUAGCCCUCCAGCGAACGUUCCUCGUCUCCUUCUUUGCCAUAAUGACUCUCACGAUGUACCAGUUCACACUCCGAGGCUCAGGGGAUGCAACUGUCAUUGCUGGGGUUGCUUUUGCGGUCUUCCUCAUCGGCGUCUCCGUUUUGAUCGGUCUGGGAAUUCACGCCCGUACCAAGUCCGGCAAGUUUGAAUGUGGCACUGAACAGCUUAUCUUCCAUCGGGGGAAGAUGCUUGGCUGCCUCCCCGGACUGACUCCGAGCUGGGCGCGAACCCUGAAGGAGAACGAGCUGGAGGUGCAGCCAAUUUUUUCCAUCCCGCUCUUCCGCAUUCGCCAUGUCGACGACUGCCCCGACCGCCCGACGGUUCACGAAGACCAAGCCUACAUCAAGACCUGGGGCUGGAUGACCGCAAGAUACAGGCGCACAAGAUGGUGGUUCACUGCGUUCUAUGUGCCUUACCUGUUCGCUCGCGCAGCCUUCAUCGGAGGCGGUGCUCACAAUGUCUAUGCGCAGAUCUACGGCCUACUAGUCCUUGAUAUCAUCUCGUUCGCAAUGAUGGUCGUCAUGAAUCCGUUUGAAGGAGCUCGCAAUACCGCCAUGGGUAUCUGGAUAUUAAGCAUCUGCAAGAUCUUCACCACAGGCCUUUCCAUCGCGUUCCUCCCGGAGUUCGGACUGAACAGGAUUAUCGUCACAGCUUUUGGUAUCAUCAUCAUUGUCAUCCAAGGUUUUACGGUUGUCGCAUUGUUGAUCCUCAUUGGCCUCGGUAUUAUCUCGACAUGGAUGUCGCUCUCUCGGAACGAGGAGAGGUUUUUCGACGAGCUGGAAUGGGCCCGAGUUCGAUACUUCGAGAACAUGGAAAGGCGAGCACCAGACAUGCCGCAGCCGAAACACGAGAAAGACAAGAACGAGGAACCAGCAGUACCGGCAGAACCCUCGUUCGAAGUGGCCCACGUGUGGCGCAUGUCCAAGAUCGUGGACGAGGAAGAAGGAGGAAUGGGAGGAGUGGAAUCCGUCAAGGACAUCAGGAGCUCCACGUCGGAGGAGUGGAAGGAGGAGGAUGCAAGCAUCGGUGAAUCAGAGGACACCCUCCCCGUCCUGGAGGAAAUUCCUGAAAAUGACGGCACCAGCUCGGUCGAUAUUCCCGUAGGGCCCGCGCUUAACACGCCCUCCCACCCAGGUAGCCGAUCAGUCAGCGCCUGUUCGACCAGGUUCAGCACGGGCAGCGCACCACGGAACUCUCGCGCCUACCGCAACUCGCGAACGUCGCUCAACGGAUACCUGGACGCCAAGUUCACAGAUCGUCCAGAGAGCAGCGUGUCGAACAGGCUGAGCAGCCACAGUGCCAGUCUGAAUCGCAGCAGCAGCUUGAGACCGGUCAGCAGUAUUCCAAGCGUUUCCUACUCCAACCGGGCUUCCAGUACGUUCUCGACAAAGGGGUUGUCGACGCCGAGCAAGGAUACACUGGCAAAGUACGCGGAUCAAAGAAGAUACUCGACACCGCAGCCGUCGGUGGAGAUCUGGACCGAUAAGAGCAGUGCCAGCAAGAGGCAUAGUGUUCAUCCUUGUUGA
Neurospora tetrasperma FGSC 2508 is the source of this 2556-nucleotide messenger RNA. RefSeq lists its product as uncharacterized. Gene Ontology annotation, biological process: fungal-type cell wall biogenesis; transmembrane transport. The transcript has 5 exons. Bases 1 to 2556 code for a protein of 851 amino acids. NCBI's taxonomy places the organism in Eukaryota, Fungi, Ascomycota, Sordariomycetes, Sordariales, Sordariaceae. The record is from RefSeq and is a predicted model, not a curated record.